This is a messenger RNA of Papaver somniferum (opium poppy), 1276 nucleotides long. RefSeq lists its product as uncharacterized. Gene Ontology annotation, cellular component: chloroplast. The record is from RefSeq and is a predicted model, not a curated record. The coding region runs from base 100 to 1089 and encodes 329 amino acids. Lineage: Eukaryota; Viridiplantae; Streptophyta; Magnoliopsida; Ranunculales; Papaveraceae. The transcript has 12 exons.
AUCAGUCUCAACCACAAACACUUCCCUACUCUCCGUAGUCCACAAGGAAGAGCUUCAAUCUCUUUGAAUCGCUAGUUCCAAGAACAUUUGCCUGAAAAGAUGGCAGGCAUUGUCAAUUUCAGACCAACACCAGUUAUUCGACCAUCUUUAGCUCCAGGAAAACCUCUGAAUCGUGUCUCUUUUAAGAUUUCUGCAGAGAUUAAAGAAACAUCACAAAACCUCGGGGUUUCUUCUACUUCAUCUCCUACAAUAAAACCCCCUCCUAAUUUUAAACCCCCAAAACCCACACGAUUUGCGAUACGUCCUGAUAGGAUUCUCGACGUCUUGACGGCUUCUCUCGGCUUGAUAUUUCGCCUUGGUACUGGAAUUUUCGUGUCCGGGUAUUCAGCAUCCUUUGUAUCUAGAAAUGAGAUCCCACCGGGCGACUAUGCAUUUGAAAUCGGAGGUGUUACGGUGAAAGAAACUUCAAAAUUAGGUCCUCGUCCAGAGAAACCUAUUGAGAUCUAUGAAUUUGAGGGCUGUCCAUUCUGUAAGAAGGUUAGGGAAAUUGUGAGUGUGUUGGAUCUUGAUGUCUUGUACUAUCCUUGUCCAAUGAAUGGUCCAAACUUCCGUCCCAAGGUUGCUCAAAUGGGUGGAAAGAAGCAGUUCCCUUACAUGGUUGAUCCAAACACAGGUGUUGCAAUGUAUGAAUCAGACAGCAUCAUUAAAUAUUUGGCUGAGAAAUAUGGUGAUGGAACUGUUCCUCUUUCAUUGUCACUUGGACUAUUAACCACUUUAACUGAGGGAUUUGCUAUGAUCGGUCGUAUGGGGAAGGGAAGUUCAUAUACUCCUUCAAAACUGCCUCCUAAACCUCUUGAGUUGUGGGCGUAUGAGCCUUCUCCCUUCUGCAAAGUUGUACGCGAAGUCUUAGUUGAGUUGGAGAUACCACACAUACUACACAGCUGUGCUCGUGGAAGUCCUAAGCGACAAAUACUUUUUAAGAAGGCAGGACAUUUUCAGGUACCUUACUUGGAAGACCCCAAUACAGGAGUGGAAAUGUUUGAAAGUGCAGAAAUUGUAGAUUAUCUCAGGGCAACUUAUGUAAGUUAAGCUUAACAAAUGCCUGCUUUGUAUUUUUCUUACGUAUACCAUAGCUUAUACUUGUAUGUAUUUUAGGUUGUACUAGUAACCAAGCAUGUUCUUUCUGUAUCAUUCAUAUAUCAGAGGCUUGUUACAGCAAAUGUAUAUGUAACCUUACAAUUUUCUUAAUUGAGUAACACUUUCUUAUCUUAUGCCA